AAGAAGUGCUCGAAAGGGAUCAACGACUACUCGACCUGAUGAAUCAGUUGAAGAAACUUGAAGAACGCUGUGCACAAGCCGAGUCACAAGCAAUGUUGGCCAAUCGUUAUAAUGAUGAAAUCGAGAGACUGAACAAUUCUAUACGUGAAAUUGCACAAGCUGUCGUACAAGAUGCUGAAAGUGCCGACCGUGAAGCGGACGUCGCAGAAGCAAACGAAACAAUGCAGCACAUGCACUUAACGCGUGAUAGUGGUGCUAGCAUGGGCGUGCCCACGAAAUCGCCGCGUCGUAGCUCAGCUCGUGCAUCACAAGCUUUCGCAGAAGGCACCAUAUCAGCAGUACAGGCCGCUCUACAUAAAUACCAAUUGGCUUUGCAUGAUAUGCAGGUUAAAUUUCAAAAUACCAACGAAAAUUUGCGAAAUACUAAAACACAACUCGAAACAAGCGAAGGCACAAAGACGCUAUUGACGACCAAAGUGCAUCAGCUCACCGAAAAAUUGGAUGCUAGCAAUUCGAAGCUGUCUGAACUAUUGAAAGAAAGAGAUAGUCUUCAGAAGACACUAGAAGAGAUACGUCAACAGAAACAGCAAAGCGAGCAGGGGCGUCUCGAUUUAAAUUCUGCGUUUGAAAAUCUUAGCGGGGAUUUUGAGAAGUUACAGCUAAAAUAUGGAAAGUUGCAAAAGAAAAUCGACCUGCUUGAAGAUGACAAAAAGGCGGUUGAACUGGAAAUUCAACGAAUACUUAAGGACAAAAACAUAAUUGAAAUGAAUCUAAGGUCUGAAGAGGACCGAGGAAGUCGCUUGCGUGAGGAGACAAUAUCCUUACGCGAAGAAUUGAACAGCGUAAGCCUUAGUCGCGAUCUGCUUGAGCAACAACGUAUCGAAUCCGAUAAUAUCAUUAAUUUAAUUGAAAAGCAAAAAUCUGAUUUAGAAUAUGAUUUGGACAAGCUGCUCUUGGAGAAAUGUGACUUGCAAGAGAAGCUGGACAAAGUGUCCAACAGCAACUCAUCCACCUCAGACGAAUUGAAAACAAUCCACAGUAGCUUAGCACAAACACAAGAGGAGCGCAAUAAACUCAAAAGCGAAGUAGAUGAAUUAGAAAAGGAAAUAGCAACAGUGCGGAAGGAGUUGAGCAGCGUUGAAAAGGCACGCCUAGAAUUGGAAACGGAUAAUUUGUCAUAUAGCGAAAAGCUCAAAUGUACACAAUUGGAGAAAGAAAAAAUUCUACAGGACUUGGCAUGUAUCACUCGAGAUCGUGGUGAUAUUCACAAUCAACUUACAGCUUUGUGCCGCAAAAAGGAAUCGCUUAAUGAAGAACUAAUGCGAACACGACAAAAAUUGGAGCAAACUGUUGAAACAAAUAAUCGUUUAAAUAGAAAUUUGGAAGAAAUGGUUAAAGAUGUGGAGGAGAAGCAGGUUGUAAUAGAUUUGCAUGAAAAGGAAACACAUCGUCUACAGGAAUUGCUGACGGCAUUGCGUACAGAAAAAGAGUCCCUAGAAGCAGUACUUUUCGAUACAAAUACUCAACUCGAAGCCACUGAGGAAAAACGUCAACAGCUCGAACGUGAUCUUCAGGAGGCACUCGUGCGCGAAGAAUCACUUAAAAAUUCGGUAACACGCCUGAAUAAAGAAUUGGAACAGUGUCAACGCCGCGCUCAAGAAACGAAAAACCAACUAAUGAAUGCUGCACGCGCAGCUGAGAACGACUUCAAUCAAAAGAUUGCCAACCUCAAAGCGGUAGGCGAAGAAGCGGCUAAGAAACAUUCAGAAGAGCUUUAUAAACUUAAAACGGGAUUGGAGAAGCGUAUGGCGCAAGCACUUCAAGCAUUACAAACAGCUAAGGAUGAUGAAAUUGAGAAAUUACAAGAGCGCCUAGAGGCAUUACAAGCGCAUUUAGAAAGUUUGGUACAGCAGCACGAAGAGGCUAUGAUACGGGCUGAAAAUGAAAAACAGCAGGCGCUGUUGAUGGCACAUCGAGAUAAGCAAGCAUUGAUGGAAAAGUUAGAGGCUGCUAUGCGGGAACUAAAGAACGAACAGGACGGACUCGAACGUAUGAAACGUGAACAUAAUGCACACGAUGAAAAACAACGAAAUGCCAUUGCUCAGCUAAAGGAUGAAAUAUCCGCCAUGCGAACAAGGGAAGAGGAAAACAAAAUAAAACUCGAAGAAUGUAUACGAAAACAGGAAAUACAGCUAACGAGUGUAAAAGAAGAAAGAGAUAAUCUUAAUCGACUCUGUGAAGAGUUGAAAAUGGAUAUACGACUCAAGGAAGACAAAGUCGAAGGAAUUAACGCAGAACUACAAGAUGCGCUCAGGAAAGCAAAAGAAGGUGAAGCUUAUAUUGAUAGCUUGCGCAAUGAACUCACGGACUGUCGCCGUCAAUUGGCUGACAGUAACAUUGAGAAGGAUAAAUAUUCUAACAGUAAUAAGGAGCUGCGUGAUCACGUGAAGCAUGUGGAGAGCGCAAAACGCGAGCAGGCGCGCGCUAUUGAGGAAGCUUUGCAGAAAAUAAAUGCUUUGCAAGAUUCCAAAAGCUCAUUGGAAAACGAACGUACACGACUGACAACGAUCUUGAAGGAGACCGAAAAUAAUAUGAGUAAAACUGUACAGGAGCUGAAUGCCACCAAGAAUACACUACAGAAAACGCAAAUGGACUUUGCGCAAAAGGAUGAAGGUGGUAAGGAGCUCCAGAACAAAUUAGCUGCCGAAAUCGAAUUAAAGGAGCGUAGUCAACAGGAAUUGUGCCAGAUUAAGAAGCAGCUUGCCGAUUUAGAAGAAAAUCUAUGCGAAACCAGGGCAGAGCUUGGCCGUGCACGCUGUCAGUCCAAUCAGGAUGAACAUCGCUUCCACAAUCGCGAACAAGAGCUAUUAGCGCGUAUCGAAGAAGCUCGCGGUAGAGAGAAGCGGUUGGAAGAUCAGAAGCAUAACCUUGAGGUAUGUCUUGCUGAUGCCACCCAACAGAUACAGGAGUUGAAAGCUCGAUUGGGUGGCGCUGAAGGUCGAAUACGCGCGCUCGACGAGCAGCUGGCUUGUGUUGAGCUUCACAAGCGCGACACAGAGCACAAGCUCAGCUCGGUUGCGCACACAUUGCGUCGUAUUGCAGGCAUUCAACCUGAUGGCAGUGUUAAUCUUUCCUAUCGCUUGAUAAGCCCAACAAGGCGUUAUAGUCCCAUUCGAAAUGCAAUGGCGGCUGGCAGUUGCCAUGAUUAUGAUGCCAGAAGCACUUCACAAUGUCCGGAUGUACCUUGUGAUCUGGAUCCGGAUCUGGUGCGCAAAGGCGUACGAAAUCUAAUGCAUCAAGUGGCACAAAUCGAACGUGAAAAGGAUGAUAUGAAGGUGCAAUUAUCGGCAGCGAAAAAACAAUUACAGGAUGCCGCAGAGCAGCAGCUGCGUUGCGAUGGAAAAGUCAGCAAACUUCAGCAAAUGUUGCGUCACCUUCAGGAAGAGAAGGGCAAUUUGGAUACCGAACGUAGUAUGAAAAUUUCCGCUUUGAAUGCACUCGAAGAGAAGUUUAAGCAGAAGUGCGAUGAAUGCCAGCAAAUGCGUGAAAAAAUUAAUCAGCUUGAAAUGCAGUUAGCAUCUUGCAAUGAGGAGAACUCCCAGAUCGAGGAUCGGCUAGAGAAGUGUCGUACACACGGAUCGAAAUUAGAGAACGAGAAACGUCAUCUGCAGGAAGAACUAGCGAAAGCGGAAGGACGCGCUGCGAAAUUGGAUCUGCAGCGGGUUGCAAUGGAGGGAGAUAUAAAUCGCUUGCAAAUGGCCUUACAAGAGAAAGACUGUAAUGUGAGGCAGGCGCAAGAACGACUCGACAACCAGAAUCGUGCAAUGGUCCAAUUGGAAGAGCGGUGUUCAUCACUUAAGACUACGGUGGAUCAAAUGAAGGAUCGCCUACAAAAGGCGGCGGUCACUGAAGUGGAAUUGCGUGGCGAAUUGAAAGCACUGAAUAAGGAGCUCUCUGAGCAAGGACACUGUUCGCAAUCAAAUGAAGAAAAAGUAAAACUACUGCAAAAACAAUCUCAAGCAGCAGAAAACGAAAAGCGUAUACUUGCAGAGCGUCUGGAUAAUGCACAAAGUAAUUUAAAUGAAUUGCGACGCAGUCAACAAGCACAAUUGGACCGUAUUCAGCGGCUUCAAGAGCAAGUUACCGAUUUGGAAGUGCAACGUUCUGCUUUAGAGUCGCAAUUACGCAUUGCCAAGUGGAAUCAGGAGGCCGGUGAUAGUGGCGGUAUGGGCAAAAGUGCCGAUAAGCGCGAGGAAGAAGAGCUCAGUCGACAACUCAAAUCGUCUCAACGAGAAAAAUCCGAAUUACGCAAUAAAUUACAAGCUUUGCAGGACAAAGUCAAGCAAUUGGAGUCGGAGCGUAAAAGCAAGUUCUCCGGAAGUGGUGGGACCACAGCUUACGAUCGUGCAGAGAAGAAUACUUCGUAUUAUGAUGCCGGUGACUUCGACUCGAACCGCAUGGAAACCACUGCGGGCAAUUAUAGCUGUGGUCUUGAUCAUGCCGUCAUUGAGCAAGAGGCGAGGGACUUGCGCUUAAAAGUCCGUCGUUUAGAAACACUUUUAGCGGAGAAAGAGUCCGAACUGGCAAGACUUAAGGCACGUUUACACGAUAGUGCCAAGUGUGCAGAUGGUGGAAUAGAUGCGGAGCGUUACCGUAAUGCCCAAAUGCACGCUGAAAAGUUAUUGGAUGCUCGCGAGCAAUCACAUCGGCAGCAGGUCAUGCGUUUAGAAAAUCAAAUAUCUUUGCUACGUGAACAAUUAGCACAAGAAGCUAAACGUCGUCAGCAAUACAUUUUGCGUAGUUCAAAAGCCAAUCGCGAAAUGCAACACCUACGAAAUACUCUUGGCGAUUCAUUACGACAUGUUUCGCAACAUCCAUUAGAUCCUAAUUUAUUGGAAAGCGAAUCGAGACGCUUGGAUAAUGCCGUUUCGAUGAGUCUACCACCGUCCACCUGUCGGGAUUACGAUCAAUAAAUCCAUUUGUAUGGGACAACUUGAUUGUUACUAGCUAAUAUGUGGUCCAGGCAAAGGGAAAGGACUUGGAAAUAAAAAACUGCCACUUAAAGCUUCCUUAUUAAAAACUAAAUGCAUUUAUUAGAAUAUAUGUAUACAGGAGAACAUUGCCGUACAGUUUUGAAAGGAACCAUGCAAAUUCAUAUCACCAACUUUCACAGUCACUAAUGUAUCAAUAACAAUGCCUCAAUAACAUUUAUAUACCUACAAACGUAUGCAUGUAGGAUAAAACACAAACACAAUCUAGAAUUCAAACAUCUAUUAAAACAAAUAUAAGAGCAAUUUUCAUAAAAGGCAAUAUUCAUAAAAGGAAUAUUUUAGAAAAUAUAUACAAUUUUGGUCAAAUAAAGAAAACAAUUGGUUUGUA
Molecule: messenger RNA, 5379 nt
Organism: Rhagoletis pomonella (apple maggot)
Lineage: Eukaryota; Metazoa; Arthropoda; Insecta; Diptera; Tephritidae
Product: rootletin-like
Exons: 12
Coding region: 39-4973 (1644 amino acids)
Source: RefSeq, a predicted model, not a curated record